UCGCGGUUAAGGUCAGAAGCUCAGGAAGCCGCUCCGGCUGCGAGGAGAGGCCGCCUCCCGCAGCCUCUGCGCGCCUUGGGCUCCUCCUUCCGCCCAAGCGUGGCCAAGUGAGGACUGCUCCGGCCGCAGGUAGCCGAGGCGCGGGAGGCGGCGCGCUGGACCCAGAGGAGCGCCCGGGGAGGGGCCGACGGACACGCGGACAGACGGAUCCCCCAACCCCCGCCCGGGACAUUAGCAACGGUCUGCGCGGGCCAUGUGGGGGCCCGGGGUCACAGCCGAGGGCCUGUCGGUGGCGCCCGCACCGCCGCCGCUGCUGCCGCUGCUGCUACUGCUGACGCUGGCGCUCGUGGCGCCCUCGCGGGGCGGCGGGGGCUGCGCGGACCUGGCGUGUGGCGAGCGGGAGCGCUGCUGCGACGCGGCCAACGCCACAGCGGUGCGCUGCUGCAAGCUGCCGCUGCACGCCUUCCUCGACAACGUGGGCUGGUUCGUCCGCAAGCUCUCGGGGCUGCUUAUCCUCCUAGUGCUCUUCGCCAUCGGCUACUUCCUGCAGCGCAUCAUCUGCCCCAGCCCACGCAGGUACCCGCGCGGUCAGGCGCGGCCCGGGCAAGCACGACCCGGGCCGCCGGGGGGCGCGGGGCCGCCGGGGGCCGCGGGGCCGCCCGACGACGACGACGACUCGCCCGCGCUAAUGCGCGACGAGGCGGCUGCCGGCUCCCAGGACUCACUGCUGGACAGUGGAGGCGGGGGCCGGGGAGGCGGAGGGCGCUCGGCCCCCUCCUGCGCUUCCGAGCACGAGCUUCGCGUAGUCUCGCCGGUCUUCCUGCAGCUGCCCAGCUACGAGGAGGUCAAGUACCUGCCCACCUACGAGGAGUCCAUGCGGCUGCAGCAGCUCAGCCCCGGGGAGGUCGUGCUGCCCGUGUCGGUGCUUGGCCGCCCACGAGGCGGCGGCGCCGGGGAGUCAGACGGCGGGGAGGGCCGCUUCCCGCUCAUCUGAGCGUCUACCGCCGCUCGAGGACCGCGCGGACAGAACGGGGCUAGGAAACGUUAGGCGCGCGCGGCGGGGGCCACAGCAGCGGACAACCCAGGAGCGCAACUUCGAAGACCGUCCCUACCCUCAGCCUCUGCUCAGACUGUGUUCACUCGAAUGACUCUGGAACCAUGUGAAGAGCUGCAGGAUUCGAUCAUCACUUGAACGGUGCCCUGUGAACAGCUCUCAACUGACUAACAAAUAGCUGCUCGGCUGAUAGACGGCAGUUUCAUCAUGAACACACAACAUUCUGUUUGGAAGGCCACCACUCUGACUAAAAACGUGGUCCCUGGGCCAAGGCUGCAACUAUAUUGCUGGAAGCAGGAAUGAUUCCUAAGCAACAAAUUGUUUAAAAAUAUUUAUAUCAGAAUUCCCAAGGGCCUGACGGGACAGGUCAGAACAUUCCGUUUUAUUCCAUCUCCAAGGAGCAGCACUCCCACAUAG
This is a messenger RNA of Prionailurus viverrinus (fishing cat), 1471 nucleotides long. RefSeq names its product chromosome C2 C3orf80 homolog (gene CC2H3orf80). The record is from RefSeq and is a predicted model, not a curated record. Bases 254 to 994 code for a protein of 246 amino acids. Lineage: Eukaryota; Metazoa; Chordata; Mammalia; Carnivora; Felidae. The transcript has 5 exons.